Messenger RNA from Dermacentor silvarum, 552 nucleotides. RefSeq lists its product as uncharacterized. NCBI's taxonomy places the organism in Eukaryota, Metazoa, Arthropoda, Arachnida, Ixodida, Ixodidae. The transcript is spliced from 2 exons. Bases 1 to 552 code for a protein of 183 amino acids. The record is from RefSeq and is a predicted model, not a curated record.
AUGGCAGCCGGAGGGAGGGGGGAAACGGCCGCGGCGACGUUCAAGUACGACCGCAACGCGGGCGACGGCCUCGCGGUCGACAUCGGGGCUCCGGUAUCGACUGUGGCACUGGCGCGCAUUCGCCGGGAGCUCGAAGAGAUCCGGUACAGGCCACUGAACAACUGCUCCGCGGGGCCCCUGUACACGUCCGACCUGUUCAACUGGACCGCCACCAUCGUGGGUCCUGAGGACACGCCGUACGAAGGAGGCGCCUUCCUGCUCGACAUCCGUUUCCCCGCGGACUACCCCUUCAGCCCGCCCAUGGUGAAAUUCACCACAAAGAUCUACCACCCAAACAUCGUCGCCGACGAAUUCAUCUGCCUCGACAUCCUGAAGACGCGCUGGACCCCGGUCUUAACCAUAUCGGACGUACUACUCUCCAUCUGGUGUCUGCUCAAGGAGCCGAAUCUGGAGGAGCCCGCCGAUCCAGUGGCCGCCACCGUGUACUACGAGAACCGCACGCUCUACGAGAGCACGGCGCGCAAGUGGACUUCCGAUCAUGCGAUGCUUUAG